Messenger RNA from Caenorhabditis angaria, 1938 nucleotides. The record is from the annotation of a GenBank genome assembly. Lineage: Eukaryota; Metazoa; Nematoda; Chromadorea; Rhabditida; Rhabditidae.
AUGUCGACAAAAUUUGAAUAUGAACCAAGAAUGAGAUCUGGAAAAGAUUCAAAAAUACAAUCUGGGUAUGUUUUUUCGGCUUUCUUUUCAUUGAAAACCUUUGUUUUAGAAAAAAUGAAAUCGAUUCUGACAUCAAUAAAUGUUAUCAAGAUUAUUCGAGCCCUUCAAAAGAUUUAGAAAAUAUCAAAUAUUAUCCAAGAAGUCAUUCAGUUUCACCAUCAACUGAUUUUUAUUCAACUUCUUCGAUUUCUUCUUCAAAUAUGACUACUGGAACAACAUUCACAUUGGGUUCACAUUGGAAACAAGUUGCGACUGUUCAUGAAAAUGAAACAACUACAAAUGGAACAAUUAGUAGUCAAACACUUACAAUUCCAAUUAUGAAAACUAUGAAAAAGGUAAUUAACUAAUUUUUGUAUUAUCACAAAUAUUUCUAGUGUGUUUUUUUCAGGUUCCAAGUUAUGAAAUAUCAGAAAUUCGUCGAAUUUUGAAUAAUCAAAAUGAUAAAAUGGAUAAUAUCAAAGAUAUUUUGAAAACUACUCGUCAAAAUUUGAAUAAUUCACUUCAAAAAUUGGCAAAAAAUUAUGAUUUGAUAACAACAGAAAAUAAUAAUAAAAGAAAUAAAAUUGAAGAAGAAUUAGAUGAACUCGAAAAUAAAAAUGAUGAAUUUAAUGAAGAAUUCAAUGAAAAAUUGGAAACAUUUUUGGAUAUUUGUUAUGAAUCAAUCGAUAUUAUUGAUAACAAGAAUCGAAUUUCAAAUUUUAUUGAAACAACUUCGAAACAUUUAAUUGAAACAUCAAAUACAACAUUAUUAAUUGAAUCAAAUUUGAAUCGAAUUCAACAAUUAAAACAUCUUGUUGAUAUUGCAAUUGGUUCAAAUAUUCAUUCAAACUUGACAAUUUUCGAACAUGAAAAUGAUCGAAUUUAUCAAGUUAUUAAUAAAUUGAAUGAAUUUAUUCAAAAAUUACCAUUAAAUUUGGAAGAAAGAAAAAGAAUUGAAAAGAAAAUGGAUGAAAAUGAAGGAAAAAUGAAAUAUGAAAUGGUUUUUCGAGAAUUAUUGAUUAUUAUGUCAGAAUGGAAUAAUAUGAGCGAUGCUUCAAAAACAAAUGGAUCAAUUAAAAAUGGAAACUGGAAAAAUAUCAAAGAUGCAUUUGAUAGUUCAAGUUUUUAUUUGACAAGUGAUUCAAAUCUAUCGGAUUUGGAACAAGAAUUGCAAAGUUCUAGAAUUAAAAAAGCCGUUGAUUGUUAUGAAUUUGAGUGAGUUCAGAUGUAAUCGAAAACUUAAAUUUGAAAAAAUUGUUAAUUUUUAGACCAUGGACUACUGCUUCUUCAAUUUCAAAUUGGAGUUCAAGUGGAAAAACAUCAAUUCACUCAGUAAAUGAACCAAUGUCAUUAUCUUCUUAUGAAAUAAUAUCAUCGUCUUUGGGUUCAUCUGAUUCUCAAUUCGAAAAUGAUUACGGAUUAAUCAAAACAGCUUUAUCUGUUGAUUCAAUUGUUGAUUUGAAACCACCAAGAAGUUCGACAAAAUUAGAAAAUGAGAAGAAAUUCGAAGGUAUUCUGUUAAUUGUUGUGAAAAAAACUCAUCAAAACAAUUUCAGAUUCAAAAGUUCAUCCAACAUUUUCUUCUCAAACAUCAAAAUCUGAUACAUUUUCAUGUCCUUCAAUUAGUCUUAUUGGAAUGGUUGAUGAAGGAAUUAAUACAGCAAAAGAAUAUGCUCAAAAUAGUUCGUUCAAUUUAUUGACUUCACUCCAACAAUCAGCAAAUAAAUGUGGAGUUUCAAUUUCUGUAAGUCACAAUUUGUUUUUGUUUUUUCGAAAUUCAAUGAAACUUAUUUUCAGAAUUUGAUGAGCGGUUCAAGCAGUGAAAGUGAAUCCGGAACCCAAUCUUCCACCCCAACUCGUUCAGUUAGAACUUCAGCCGAAAAAACUGAAUUUACCUAA